This is a messenger RNA of Chaetomium globosum CBS 148.51, 525 nucleotides long. RefSeq lists its product as uncharacterized. NCBI's taxonomy places the organism in Eukaryota, Fungi, Ascomycota, Sordariomycetes, Sordariales, Chaetomiaceae. The transcript has 3 exons. The record is from RefSeq and is a predicted model, not a curated record. The coding region runs from base 1 to 525 and encodes 174 amino acids.
AUGUUCGACUCGUUGAAGCCGGAAUCAUGCGAAUCUCAUGCAACCAGCCGCAGCCCAAGCCUCGAGGCUGCCAUUCUUAUAGGCCGCCACUUUUUUGGCUGCUACCAACGAACAUUUCCCGCCUUCAAGAAUCCCACCUGCGGCUAUCCGCGUCUCCCUUGGGCCAUGAAAACCGCCCACCGGCCCCGAGACAUGGACGCCCAAAAGCCGUGUCAGGUCUCAUCGAGGACGUAUUGCAACACCCUCUUUCCUUUCCCCGCACUUGGUUCCCAAGCUGAACACACGAGCAGCUGGCUAUGGGUUCAGACCUGGUCACCCACGAAUGCAGGCCAUACCGGUGAAAGAAUCAGGCUAAAGGCUAUUCCUUCUGAGCGAAGGAGUUCUACGGAUUGGGACAACGUUGUCAUGUGCCUAUCAACCAGAAUCCCUAUCGACCGAAGCCAAAUCCGGGCCAUUAACUUGGAGUCGUUCGCCCCAAAGUUGCCUCCUCACAACCCCCGAAGGUCACCCGGCUCGACGAGUUAA